Pelobates cultripes (western spadefoot toad) is the source of this 183-nucleotide messenger RNA. The record is from the annotation of a GenBank genome assembly. Lineage: Eukaryota; Metazoa; Chordata; Amphibia; Anura; Pelobatidae.
AUGGCGGCGAGACGCGCUCACGGGAAGACUAUGAGGGCCAUGAUGGCAGAAUUUUCAGACACCAUGCAAGCAAGCAUGAAAACGCAAAUACAAAUCAGAACAACAGAACUAAGGAAAGACAUCCCGGACAUUGGGAACCGCACCUCACAUCUGGAAACCAAAGUGGAUGAGUUUGCGGUCUAG